AUUUUUCCCCCUCUCCAUCUCUCAGUCCCUACGGAUGCUUUCGGUUUGCUCCAGGAAAUGUGUUAACCCCUUUGUAUGGUGACAAAGGGGUGUGUUAAUCUCACCGAGUUAGGAGGCGGCACAUGGGGGUGGAUGCCAGGGAGAGUGUGCGUGUGUAUGUGUGUGAGGCAGAUGCCUGUCAGAGUGUUCACCGGCCACACACAUGCUGCACGAGCCAGAAAAUGCUUUGCAAAAUACACACUUGAUACACUACGUGUGACCAGGAAAGACCGCUACUGAUUUACUGCUCUAAUAAGAGCGUCAACAUCAUUCUAAGUUGCUGACAUCUGUCUGUAAGGAGAGGAUCCGGUCAUUUCAUACCAUCUAAACUGUCUCACCGGCUAUUCGUGGAUUCCCCCCUGCAUGUUUGAAUGGUCACAUUGAGUGUGAAUCACAAGGCCCAGUUGCUUUGACCUGGAGGGGAAGGAUUUUGAUGUAACGCAGCCUUGCCAUGGACGGGAAGAGGAGCUGCUCGCUCUGUGGAGGAGCGAUGAUGAUAAUGAUGAUGAUGAUGAUGAUCAGUCACAUGACCUCCGCAUUAGAAGUGCCUCUAGACUCUAAAGUUCUGGAGGGAUUGCCUCAGCCUCCAACAAUAACUAAUCAGUCCCCCAAGGAUUAUAUCAUCGACCCUCGGGAGAACAUCAAUAUCUUCUGCGAGGCGAAAGGAAAGCCUCAUCCCAGCUUUUCAUGGACACGUAACGGCACGCAUUUUGAUGUGGAAAAGGAUCCCAAAGUUGUCAUGAUGCCCGGCACAGGCAAUCUAGUCAUCGACAUCAGCGGAGAGAAGGCUGAGGUUUAUGAGGGUGUUUAUCAGUGCAUCGCCCGCAACGAGCACGGCUCUGCUGUGUCCAAUAACAUCGUCAUCCGUCAAUCAAGGUCCCCCUUGUGGUCAAAAGAGAAAAACGAACCAAUCACAGUGCAGAGAGGAACGUCUCUAAUACUGCAGUGCAGACCCCCAGCUGGCCUGCCUCCUCCUAUCAUCUUCUGGAUGGAUAACAAUUUCCAGAGACUUCCCCAGAACAGUCGUGUGUCGCAGGCUUUAAACGGAGACCUGUAUUUCUCCAACGUGAUCAUGGAAGACACCAGAAACGACUACAUCUGCUACGCCCGCUUCCCACACACUCAGACUAUCCAACAGAAACAGCCCAUCACCGUCAAAGUGCUGGACAUUGAAGCUAUGAAUGACACUGUGUUGGCAGCUUUUUUGAAUGGCUCAGAUUUUUGGGGUGACAGUCCAUCUGGGGAGAGAGUGCCCUCUUUUCUGCAUCCACCAGGAAUGGAAAGUACCACCAUGGUCUUGAAAGGAGAUACGCUGGAACUGGAAUGCAUUGCAGAUGGCCUUCCAACGCCAAAUAUCUCCUGGACUAAGGUGAACGGGGAGCUGCCAAGUGGGCGUUUUUCAUUUUACAGUUUCCAGAAAACUCUGAAGAUAAAAGAGGUGACAGAAGCAGACGGGGGAGAUUACCGAUGUAUAGCCAAGAAUCGCAUGGGGAGCAGCCAACACACCAUCACCGUAGUGGUCAGAGCGGCUCCCUUUUGGAUCAGUGCCCCUCAGAACCUCAUCUUGGCCCCAAAAGAGACUGGAAACCUCACCUGCGAUGUUGAUGGAAACCCUAAACCCACAAUUACAUGGUCUGUCAAUGGAAAUCCCAUUGAAAGCUCACAUAAUGACCCAAGCCGCAAAGUGUCAGAUGGCGUCAUCACCCUCAGUGACGUUCAGACAGGCUCCAGCGCCGUCUACCAGUGCAACGCCUCUAAUGAUUACGGUUACCUGCUGGCCAAUGCCUUUGUCAGUGUACUAGCUGAACCACCAAGAGUGCUGACGUCUCUAAAUCACGAGUACUCAGUCAUCAGUAACAGCAGAGCUCUGUUAGACUGUGCUUCUUUUGGCUCGCCACUUCCAAAAAUCACAUGGUUUAAAGACAGUCAGAGUAUACUGAACAGUGACUUGUACCACAUUCAUAAGAACGGUACAUUAGAGAUCAAUGUAGCUCAGCCACAAAACAGCGGCAAGUACACUUGUAUAGCAUCAAACAAUCUUGGCAACAAAGAGAAUCACGUCCACCUGCAAGUGAAAGAGCCUACACGAAUCAUCAGGCAGCCGGAGUAUAAAGAGGUCCAGAGGAACUCCAUAGCUGUGUUCGAGUGUAAGGUCAAACAUGAUCCCACUCUCAUUCCCUCCAUGAUAUGGCUUAAAGACAACGGAGAGCUUCCUGACGACCCUCGAUUUGAGGUUGGCUCUGAUAGUCUGACUAUACAUGAUGUGACAGAGGAUGAUGAAGGCACCUACACCUGCAUCAGAAACACCACCCUGGACCAAGAUUCAGCCAGCGCCACACUCACAGUAGUCGAGGCCACACCAACACCAACUAUGAUACUGGAGCAACCGGACCCACCAACUGACCUGGAGCUGACUGACCAGCGCGAGCGCAGUGUUCGGCUAACAUGGACCCCUGGAGAUGAACACAACAGCCCGAUUAAAUUGUUCCUGAUCCAGUAUGAAGAUUCACUCCAUGAGCCUGGAGUCUGGCUCAAUAUGACCGAGGUCUCGGGAACCAGCACAACAGCCCAGCUGGAGUUGUCCCCCUAUGUGUAUUACUCCUUCAGGGUUCUGGCACUCAAUGGCGUGGGUCUGAGUGAAUCCAGCGAUCCAUCUAGACAGUACAGAACCAAUCCUGCAAAGCCUGAUGUGAAUCCAUCAGAUGUUGAAGUCAGUGGAACAUCACCUGACACUAUGACAAUAUCUUGGAGGGAGCUGAGUGGCCUUGAGUCUAAUGGUCCAGGUUUACAGUACAAGGUGAGCUGGAGAAUGAAAGAUGCGGAGCAGUGGACGACAGUCACGCUGGCCAAUGUCUCGCAGCAUGUGGUGACAGGAACACCCACUUUUACACUUUAUGAAGUCACUGUACAGGCGGUCAAUGAUUAUGGAGAAGGCCCCAGACCAGAGGUGGUGCUGGGAUACUCAGGAGAAAACUCACCCACAGUGGCCCCAGAGAACGUAAAAGUUUCAGUUCAGAGCGGGACAGAGGCUGAAGUGCACUGGGAAGCUGUUCCUCUUUCAUCAGUCCGGGGUCGACUGAAAGGAUACAAGGUGACGUAUCAGAAGAUGAGAAGUUUACACAAGCAAGACUAUGAUCGUGAGAAUCCCCAGGUGCUCAUCUUCAGUGGGGAGGAGACUGUGGGACGUCUGCCAGACCUUCACCCCUACAGCCAUUACAGACUCAACAUCAGAGCCUUCAACGGGCAUGGAGACGGACCCUCCAGCACUGACCAGCAGUUCCAGACACCAGAGGGAGUUCCUGGGCCUCCUACAAAUGUAAACAUCCGGAAUCUGAACCUGGACUCUUUGCUGGUGGAGUGGACACCACCUUUGGAAGACAACGGACACUUGACUGGAUACUUGUUGAAAUAUCAGCCAAUCAAUACAACAGAAGAAGCUGGACUGCUCAAAGAAGUCCUUUUACCAGCAAACGAGACCAGUUACACACUCGACAAGCUUACGCACAGCACACACUACAAGUUCUUCCUGAACGCCAUGACUGAAACAGGCUCGGGACCUGCUGUCACUAAAGAGGCCUUCACAGAAGUGGACGAAGCGUUAAUUCGACAUCCCGCAGUAGAGGCGGGUAAAGGCUCUGCCCCCCCUUCACCACCACCACCAACUCCCCCUGUCACUCAAUCUUUGCAGCCCCCGUUUCAGGCGCCACCUGCUGGUCCGAUGUUUGGAAACGUGAACUCCUCGGUGAAGGAGGACCAUGCAGUCAUAAGCUGGGAAUACUUGGGGCCCGAUGGGAAUGUUUAUGUGGAAUAUGUUGUUGAUAACAGUAAAGAACCCUGGAAAACCGAGUUUGUAAAUGGCACUCGGACAUUUCAGAUUAGAGGACUAAAGCCGGGGAUGUCCUAUAGGGUCCGAUUGGUAGCCAAAGACCAUUCAGACGCAACCAUCCACAGUACACAAGAGAUGUUGAUAACAGUUCCAGCCAUGACCAACAGGCAGGCUGAAAUAGCCACACAAGGUUGGUUUAUCGGUCUGAUGUGUGCCAUCGCUUUGCUGAUCCUGGUGCUCCUCAUCGUCUGCUUUAUAAAGAGGAACAAAGGAGGCAAAUAUCCAGUAAAAGAGAAAGAAGAUGCCCAUCAAGACCCAGAGAUUCAGCCUAUGAAAGAGGAUGAUGGGACAUUUGGGGAGUACAGUGAUACGGAGGAUCACAAGCCCCUAAAGGGCAGCCGGACACCAUCCAAUGGCACGGUCAAGAAGGACGACAGUGACGACAGCCUGGUGGAUUACGGCGAGGGAGGAGACGGCCAGUUUAAUGAGGAUGGGUCGUUCAUUGGCCAGUACAGCGGGAAGAAGGAAAAAGACACUGCGGAGGGAAACGAGAGUUCGGAGGCUCCUUCUCCAGUCAACGCCAUGAACUCCUUUGUGUAACCUUUCAUGACCUCCUUUGGCCCAUACAACGCCCAACCCCAUGUUACAUCAUCGUACGGAGAACAGUCUCUAUUGCACUGUGACCUCUUGACAUCACACAGCAAAUGAAAUCUAAAUGAACGCCCAUCAGAAAUGAUGAACCACGAGAAGAGGGCCAGUACUAGCUUUACCGGUCGCAGAGAUGUAGAGUAAGAAGCGUAUUAUCUUUUGGCAAGCAUACAUAUAUAUAUCAAUAUAUGUGUAGAGGAAUAUAUAAAUUGACAUAUAUGAGAAACUAUUUUAUUAACAUAGCCCCAUUUGCGUCGGAUGGCAUUAUAUCACACCAUCUCGUCUCCUGGAAACACAUGGAAUCAGUUAUUGACAUCUUGUACUUGAAACAGCAGAAGGUGAGGUCACAUCAAGCGUUUUUUUUUUUUUUUUUUUUUUUUUUUUUAAUAAAGCAGGUGAAAUUCAAUUGGAAUAGAUUUCUUUUUUUUUUUUUUUUUUUUUUGAAAAGGUGAAAUAUUUCCACACAAACAUUUUGCUUCUCAUACUGACCGACCCAAAGUUAGUUCUUAAAACUGUUCAAGAUCCAUUAAGAAUCUGUGUGAUACUUCAUUUUAAGGCGAAAGAUUUCCUUAAACAGAUUUAUGAGUUAUUUUUUAUUAACAAAUUACUGGCAAUGUUCAAAUUUAAAUCCCUGAGAUUUGGGAUUCUGUGAGAGAAACAAAGAUUUGACUAUGUUUUCCACCAAUUCAUCACACAGAUCAUCUGAAACC
Molecule: messenger RNA, 5223 nt
Organism: Danio rerio (zebrafish)
Lineage: Eukaryota; Metazoa; Chordata; Actinopteri; Cypriniformes; Danionidae
Source: RefSeq, a predicted model, not a curated record